This is a messenger RNA of Owenia fusiformis, 1146 nucleotides long. The record is from the annotation of a GenBank genome assembly. Lineage: Eukaryota; Metazoa; Annelida; Polychaeta; Sabellida; Oweniidae.
UUUCAAAUAUCUUUUGCAAACAGAGUCUUAAAACUUGUGAGAUUUAUUCUUAACAAUUGUCAUUGGCCAUAUAUAAAAGCAAACAUACCCAAUACAUGUCCCUACACUAUAUUCACCAUGAUUUAUCAAGUAUAUAUUGAUUUAUUUGCCUAAAAGUGAGUCAAAACAGAAACUUACAUCCAUCAUCUCCACUUUUGAAGAGCUCUACAGUGUCACAUGACGAGUCACAUGAUCAAUAGUAAAUAUGGCGCAAGAAAUGUUGUUGAAAGUGUUAAUUUUGUCCGUUUUAUUACGAGUGUCUGAGGCUUACAUACAAUGUGGUGAAUGGAAUUGCUAUGGUAAUGCCUAUUGUUGUACAUAUGAUCCUGGCCAGUGCUGCUUCUAUGUAUGGAGUCUUUGGUGGUUCUGGUGUCUUUGGAUCCUUCUCUUUACCUUCUGUGCCAGUUGCGGCUAUUGUUGCUAUCGACGACGCAGAUUAGCACCCGACUAUGUCAUAAUUCAACAACCGCAACAGCCUGUAUAUGGAACUGUUGUACCAUCUACAGGGUAUGAAGCUGGAGUAGCAGCCACACCACAGAAACCACCAGAGUAUAUGCAAAAACCCCCUCCCUACAACCAGCAGCAUCAACCAGCUGGCGCUUACAACCCAGCAUAAACCAGCAAUUACAACCAGCUAGUACUAUUACAACCCUGCAAAUAACUAUGCAUAGGACGAAAACUUAGAAUAUACACAAUUAAUUUUAUCACUUAUCAAUACAAAAAUACUAUUUGUGAUAGCAGGCAAUGGUAGAGGGACAUCUCAAUAUAUUGAUUUUGAUGACGCUACAAAAUAUAAUAUACUUUAUCCAUUUGACGUAGUAAAAGACAUUGAUGAACAUUGACAUACUGACAUUGUGACUCAGCUUUGUCUCAUUGCUAUGACGAUUGAUAUUUAAAUUUGUAUUAUAUGAAGAGCAAGUCACACUGUGAUUAGAUGUUUAUGCUAUGGUUAGGAAGUAUCAAAAUUCAAACAAUCAAAUAUGGCUUAGAAUUGUGUCUUCAAGGUAAAUAUAGCAUGUAUGGAGGUUUGUUAUAUAGCUAUUUGAAAUUCAUAUCAUAAGUAUGUGAUAUCACAUUAUUUUGGGUGAUAUCAUUGAUAAACAAGUU